AUGUCCCACCACGUGUCAGAGGAGCAAGAACUUCGGAAGCAUCCCCUGUGUGACCAUGCCUCAUGGGUGCCAAAGCUGCUGGCUUUGCUUCAAGCUGCCCAAAAUCUGUCCUGCCCUGCUGGAUCUACAGAGUCCCGACUACGUCUGCCACCAGCUGUGGGAGGACGUCGGAGCCUAGGCUGCCUGAGUCUCCCACGGUGCCCGCAGUCCCCAAGUUUCCUUGCUUUCCCAGCCCUGCGCGACUGCCACACCAAACACCAAACCUUGGGCAGGAACCAAAACGGUCACUUCCCCGCCCUCCGGGCGCAGUAUGCAAAUCCGAGCACCAGGAAGUGGCCGGGACCUCUCGGCCGAGCCCAGCGACAGCCAGUUCCUCUCCCACCGAGCGGGGCCGCGCUGCCACUCGCUGCCCGGCCCUGGCGCCUCCGGCAGCCGCCACCCCGGCCCGGAGCCCGCGUCCCCGGCCCGCGCCCCUCCCCAGCCGGGCCCCGCCGCGCCCCCCGCUCUGAACCCGAGGCACCACCGUGGAGCUCCGGCGCUGCCGCCCCGAAACUUUCACGGCGAGCGGGUGAGUUCCGGGCUGGACCCCGGGAGGUGACGCCGGGUGGACGCGCGGGGACAGCGGCGGCGCCGGGUGCAGCCGGCCAGCGGGCUGGCUGGGGACCGGGCUGCGCUGCGGGCCGCGGCCUCCGGGCGCCCGCCCCGGGCCGAUCGCGUCUGGGCGCCGUCCGCGGGUGGCCGGCCCGGAGCCCGGGGCCAGCGGCGCCGCAGGUGUCCGCCCGAGCGCGCAGGGGCGUGGCGGGAGGCGCCGCGGUCCGCUCGGGCCACUCCCCGCGCGAGGGUGGGCAGCCUCAGUCCGCGGGCGCGCGACACCAUCCCGGUGGGGACGCCUCGGUGGACGGUCCGGGCUGCCCACUGGGCGCCGGGUCCCCCGAGGUGAUGCCGCUGCGGCCGGGACCUCCCCGAGCCCGCGGCCGCUGCCCUCCUUGCGGCCCCGGGCAGGAUGGUGACGUCGAGCGGCCGCGGCGGGUGCUCAGCCUCCUGCAGAGCCGGGCUCUCUCCGCCUGCAGCCCGGCGGCCCGAUGCCCCGCCGGGAGGAAGCAGGAGUUAUUUUAA
Molecule: messenger RNA, 1116 nt
Organism: Cavia porcellus (domestic guinea pig)
Lineage: Eukaryota; Metazoa; Chordata; Mammalia; Rodentia; Caviidae
Product: collagen alpha-1(I) chain-like
Exons: 2
Coding region: 1-1116 (371 amino acids)
Source: RefSeq, a predicted model, not a curated record